CUGAGUAAUGACGGGUCUCGGGAUCUGGAGUACGUUCGGUCGGUUUGCGCGGCUUCCUUUUCUCGCACCAUGCACGGUGCUGCUCUGCUUUCUGAUUCCAGAAUCUCUCUCCCACCCGCAGCCGUGUCAGAUUCUCAAACGGAUUGGACACACGGUGCGCGUCGGGGCUCUGCACCUACAGCCACGGCUCUUCAGUCACGAUCCCACCUUCAGGGGCAAGACAGAAUCCCUUGUCCCCGUGGAUGAAUGGGACACCGACGGAGGCUCGAGGGAGGCAGCGGAGAGACAGUUGGAAAAGAUUACCAAAAGUGUUAAUGACCACGGUUUACGCAGCCUAAGGACUAAAGGCGCGGGGAACAACCAACAAAGGGACAGGGGGUCAAAAAGUAAAAAUAUGUACAAACAGGUGGAGAGCAAGAGUCGUGUGUUUAUGCCAAGAGAUUCCAUCAUAUUAGCCAUGGAGACGUUAAACCGCAUGGUCGGUUUGUUACCAUAUAAUCUCUCACUGGAGUUGGUGAUGGCUGUGGAAGCGGGGCUCGGGGAAUUACCCGCUUUCUCCUUCUCAUCUAACCCUACCCCUGUGUGUGAAGACCCCAUGUCGUUUCUGCAGAGUGUUUGUCAUACUGUUAUAGUCCAAGGAGUUUCUGCUAUGAUGGCUUUCCCUCAGACCAGGGACGAGCUGGUGAAGUUGGAAUUCAUCGCGUCAGCGCUUCAGAUUCCUGUCAUCAGUGUUGUCCAGAACGAAUUCAAACGGCAGAGUAAGAACCCUCUCCAUUUCCAGAUGCCGAUGCAGAACCCGGCCCUGCCCCAGGUGGAGCUGCUCUACUCCCUGCUGGUGAUCAACAGCUGGUAUGACGUCAGCCUCCUGCUCUGUCAUGAAUGGAAUGUUUCCAGCUUCCUGGUUCGUCUCCGUAACAACACCAAGUUCCACCUGGGUUCUGUGGUCAACAUCACCAACUCCAGCACCUCGCCCAACUCUCACCCUAACAGCUCCGUCUCCAAGGCCGACUUCCAGACCUCUCUACGGGGAUACCUGGAGUCCAUCAAGGAGUCAACGUCUACAGUCGUAACAUUCGGCUGCGACAUCCGGGACAUCAAGAGGAUCUUUAACGUGGUGACCAAGCUGGGCCUGAUGCUGCCAGAGUACCACUGGGUGUUGGGGGACACGCAGGACGUGGAGGAGCUGAGGACCGAGGGGCUGCCGGCGGGACUGCUGGCCCAUGGCAGGAUGGGGACUCCCUCCCUGGAUCACUACGUACAGGAUGGGCUGGAGCUGGUGGCCCGGGUGGUGGGGUCAGCUGCGUACUGCUCUCCUGAGCUCGCCCUCAUCCCCUCCAUCACCAACUGCAUGGAUACACAGAGCAGCCAGAACAGGAACAUGACCUCAGGGAAAUAUCUGUCCAGGUUUCUGUCCAACACGUCGUUUGACGGUCUGAGUGGUUUCAUCUCGUCCCAGGAGGAGACAGUGAUCUCCUCAGAGAGCCAUCACUUUAUCUGGUCCCUGCAAUACGACCCCAUAGGGAAGCCCAUGUGGGCCAGACUGGGCCGAUGGAAGCAUGGCAGGGUGCUACUGGACUACACUGCCUGGACCAACAAACAGGUGACAACAAUAGGUGACUGGCGGCGCCCGUCGCGGCUCCACCUCCGGGUGGUGACGUUAGUGGAACACCCUUUCGUCUUCACCCGGGAGGUGGAUGAGGACGGUCUCUGUCCCGCUGGUCAGCUCUGCCUGAACCCCCUCACCAACAACACAGCCCUGCUCCAGUCUCUCUUCCUCCAGAUGCGGGGGCCUAACGACAGCAUUCCCAUGGAGUACAAGAAGUGUUGCUACGGCUACUGCGUCGAUCUACUGGAGAAACUGGCGGAGGACAUGGGGUUUGACUUCGACCUGUAUAUUGUAGGCGACGGCAAGUACGGUGGGUUUAAGAACGGACGCUGGACAGGGCUGGUGGGGGAUCUUCUCAGCGGAGCGGCCCACCUGGCCGUCACAUCUUUCAGUAUCAACUCGGCCCGGAGCAGGGUUAUAGACUUCACCUCCCCGUUCUUCUCCACCUCUCUGGGCAUCCUGGUACGGACCCGGGAUACGGCCGCGCCCAUCGGGAGGGCAUUCAUGUGGCCCCUGCACUGGUCCAUGUGGCUGGGGAUAUUCGUCUCAGGGAGACUACACGUUACUGCCGUGUUCCUGACCAUCUACGAGUGGAACAGCCCGUUUGGGAUGACGCCGCGAGGCAGGAACAGAGAUAAGGUGUUCUCCUUCUCCUCGGCUCUGAACGUCUGCUAUGCCAUCCUGUUUGGCCGUACAGCUGCCAUUAAACCUCCUAAGUGCUGGACGGGGCGGUUCCUCAUGAAUCUCUGGGCUAUCUUCUGCCUGUUCUGUCUGUCCACCUACACAGCCAAUCUGGCCGCCGUCAUGGUGGGGGAGAAAACCUUCGAGCAACUCUCAGGAAUACACGAUCCAAAGCUUCAUCACCCAUCACAGGGGUUCCGCUUCGCCACGGUCCGGGAGAGCAGUGCCGAGGAUUACCUGAAGAAAAGCUUUCCAGAGAUGCACGAAUACAUGAGACGGUACAACGUACCAGCAACCCCAGAUGGAAUAGAACAUCUGAAGUGA
This is a messenger RNA of Oncorhynchus nerka (sockeye salmon), 2611 nucleotides long. RefSeq names its product glutamate receptor ionotropic, NMDA 3A-like. Gene Ontology annotation, biological process: ionotropic glutamate receptor signaling pathway; monoatomic ion transport. Gene Ontology annotation, molecular function: NMDA glutamate receptor activity. The record is from RefSeq and is a predicted model, not a curated record. Gene Ontology annotation, cellular component: plasma membrane. Lineage: Eukaryota; Metazoa; Chordata; Actinopteri; Salmoniformes; Salmonidae.